UUUCCUCGCCGAAAAAAGGCGAAGUAGUUAAAGAAGAAAAGCUCAGCAAAAUGGCGGAUGAUGUUAGCAUGGAUGUCGAUCAGCUCGCUCAGCCCUCUACUUCAGGGGCYAGUACAAAAAAGCGUUUUGAAGUUAAAAAGUGGAACGCCGUUGCUUUGUGGGCAUGGGAUAUUGUUGUAGAUAACUGUGCUAUAUGUAGAAACCACAUCAUGGAUUUAUGUAUUGAAUGUCAAGCCAAUCAAGCAUCGGCAACAAGUGAAGAGUGCACAGUAGCAUGGGGAGUAUGUAAUCAUGCCUUUCACUUUCACUGUAUUUCAAGAUGGCUAAAAACCAGGCAAGUGUGCCCACUUGAUAACAGAGAAUGGGAAUUUCAAAAGUAUGGUCGCUAGUGAAAGUUCCUUUGCUACAUGUAUUCAAGUUAUUUUAUAAUAUCUAACUUUCCUGGUUGCAUAUUUGUAAAUAAACUCUUAGUAGUAUCAUGUAUUUGUUUAUUUUAUUUUUUCCAGUCUAAAAACAGUUGUUUAUUUGAAUUUGUUAUUUUUGGUAAUUUGUCCUAAUCUAAUAAAUGCCAAAACUACCCAUAA
Molecule: messenger RNA, 584 nt
Organism: Exaiptasia diaphana
Lineage: Eukaryota; Metazoa; Cnidaria; Anthozoa; Actiniaria; Aiptasiidae
Product: RING-box protein 1
Exons: 6
Coding region: 51-389 (112 amino acids)
Biological process (GO): protein ubiquitination; ubiquitin-dependent protein catabolic process
Cellular component (GO): nucleus; cullin-RING ubiquitin ligase complex
Molecular function (GO): cullin family protein binding; zinc ion binding; ubiquitin protein ligase activity
Source: RefSeq, a predicted model, not a curated record